UUUGCAUUCAAGCAAUCACAUCUCCAAACAAACAAACAACCCCUCAAUAUAUCCAUAUCUCAAAAUGUCUGAAGCAACCUUGAAGCUCGGUGACUCCCUCCCAGAGGGCGUCAAGUUCGGCUGGAUCCCACCGACCCCCGAGAACGCAGAUAUCAAAGCAUGCGGAAUGCCAAUUAUCUACAACGCAUCCAAGGAAUGGGCCAACAAGAAAGUCGUCAUCUUCUCUCUCCCCGGUGCAUUCACCCCUACCUGCAGCGCAUCGCAUUUACCAGGCUACAUUGCCAAUCUCCCUGCUCUCCGCGAGAAGGGCGUCGAUGUCGUCGCUACCAUUGCUUACAAUGAUCCUUUCGUUAUGAGCGCAUGGGGCAAGGCAAAUGGAAUUCACAACGAGGAUAUUCUCUUCCUCUCCGACAACCAAUGUGCUUUCUCCAAACUCCUCGGCUGGACCGAUGGCGAACGUACCGGUCGCUACGCUCUCAUCAUCGACAAUGGAAAGAUUGUAUAUGCAGAGAAGGAGCCUGGAAAGGGAGAAGUUACUGUUUCCGGAGCUGAGGCUGUUUUGAGCAAGUUGUAAACGUUUGAUGGAAUGGAGGAAUUAAUAAACACUAAUGCACAUACACAUAUAUGAUUGGGAGCGAGAUUUGAGCAUGAUUUAUAGAUUAGAUGAUUAGAUGGUCAGAAUGGCUGCAUAGAAAUGGAUAGAGGAGAAUACCAUAUAG
Messenger RNA from Botrytis fragariae, 719 nucleotides. RefSeq names its product putative peroxisomal matrix protein. Gene Ontology annotation, molecular function: thioredoxin peroxidase activity. Gene Ontology annotation, cellular component: mitochondrion; cytoplasm; peroxisome. Gene Ontology annotation, biological process: cellular response to oxidative stress; cell redox homeostasis; hydrogen peroxide catabolic process. The transcript is spliced from 3 exons. NCBI's taxonomy places the organism in Eukaryota, Fungi, Ascomycota, Leotiomycetes, Helotiales, Sclerotiniaceae. The record is from RefSeq and is a predicted model, not a curated record. The coding region runs from base 65 to 574 and encodes 169 amino acids.